AUGGAACUUCGAUGGCUGAUCCUCUCCCUCUUCUUCACAACAUGUCUGGCAGCUGAAAACAGUACAAAACCGUGGGGAUACGUAUGGAACAGCAGUCACCCGUACUGGAAUGACGAAAUCAAACCAUGCGCCGAGACUUGGAUGCCAAUGUGCUACGAGUAUAUCGAAGGCGAAGCCACCGUACCAAUACUUUGCGAAUGCGGCCAGGACCAUUACGAAAAUGACUUUCUCAUUGCUUUCGCGCAAUGCAUAGCCAAAGAAAAGCCAGAGAAUUCCGAAAUAGGUUUCCAGGGAUUGCAGUGGGACUGCUCUCAACAAGGGUUGUCAGUCAACAUGACCAAGAGAGAGUUUAUGCGGAUUGCCGAGGGGGGCGAAGUAUUUCCCACAACCUCGUCGAGUUUAUCUACCGGUGCGAUUGCCGGUAUUGCUGUCGGCGCCAUUGCGGCAGGAGCAGCAGCUAUCGGUACUCUUAUCUGUCUUUGGCUACAGCGUCGAAAGAAGAACGGGGCCAAGCUUGAGUCGAAUCCACCCAGUUCCCCAAAGCCUGAGAACUCAUGGGCUACCGAGUUUAAACCCGAAUGGACUGCCAACGCACCAGUAGAGUUGCCACCAACCAACUAUGCAGCAGCCGAGUUGCCGCCGGAGUCUGCACCUAUAUACGAGAUGGACGCGAUGCCGAAAAAGCCUGUAGAGAUGCCAGGAUCGAUACCAGAUACGAAGGAGGAAGAGAAAAAAGAGAAACCAGUGGAUCAAGAGGGUCAAGGAGUCUAA
Molecule: messenger RNA, 771 nt
Organism: Fusarium pseudograminearum CS3096
Lineage: Eukaryota; Fungi; Ascomycota; Sordariomycetes; Hypocreales; Nectriaceae
Exons: 1
Coding region: 1-771 (256 amino acids)
Source: RefSeq, a predicted model, not a curated record